This is a messenger RNA of Aspergillus homomorphus CBS 101889, 849 nucleotides long. RefSeq names its product BTB/POZ domain-containing protein. NCBI's taxonomy places the organism in Eukaryota, Fungi, Ascomycota, Eurotiomycetes, Eurotiales, Aspergillaceae. The transcript is spliced from 3 exons. The coding region runs from base 28 to 849 and encodes 273 amino acids. Gene Ontology annotation, molecular function: protein binding. The record is from RefSeq and is a predicted model, not a curated record.
CGGCAAUACCUACGACAGAAACCCAAAAUGAGUGCAUCCCAAUCUCCACACAACCAGGUCAUGUACGACUGGGCAAAGUCAGGGAAGCGCACCGACUUCUCCCUGGUAUGUGGCGACCGAACGUUUCCAGUCCACCAACUCGUUGUGUGCACCCAAGUGCCAGCUUUUGCGGCCGCAUGCGAAGGGGGGUUCCAGGAGGGCCGCAGCCGCGUGUAUCGUAUUGAAGGGUUCGAGCCGUCAAGUGUCGGUUAUCUGGUGGAAUACCUCUACAUGGGCGACUACAACAUGAGCCUCCCUGGUUAUGAGGGGGACGAUAAGAGGACUAUGGACAAGAACAUGGAGAUUAUCACGAAGGCCCUUCGUGCCCACGCCGAAAUCAUCAAACUCGCCGACUACUUCAUUCUGCCGCGACUCCAGCAUCUCGCGCGAGAGAAAGUGAUCGAACUGAUAGAGUCGGAAUGUUCCAACGCGGAAAUGGCCUUCCUAUUACGUGCGGCCCACACAAUCACCGGUGAUGCUGUCAUUUGCAGCAGUAUCAUGGACCAUCUGCAUGUCGACUUUGACUCUCUGGACGAAGACUUCAUUCAGAAACUGUUCCCUGAUGCAUUUUCUCGCGACCUCCUUCAAUGGAAGAACGGCCAGAUAGUCCAGUUGAUGUAUGAGAAUGACCGGCUCAGAACCCAGAUUCGGGAGAACGUCUCGGAGUACACGAUUAGCCUGGAUACUCUCCCGAGUUUCUCUGCUUUCUGUUCUCUCACUUGUGGUCGAUGUAAUUGUGUUGAGCAGAUCUCUAUCCGAGGUGGGGUGAAGUACCGCGUCGUUUGCACUAAUUGCCCUAGGGAUGGAUAA